AUGACUCCGAGCGCGGAUUCGCCGCCGCAACCAAGCAGCACCUUCGACGAAGGGGAGUGUCAUUUCUUCAAGAUCCCGGUCGAGUUGCGCUUCAACAUCUACGAAUACGCCCUUACCUCUGUCACGAUUGAAACGGAUCCCAGCAACCUACAGACUCCAGCCAUUCUUGGGGUAUGCAGAAGCAUGCGCAGCGAGGCUUUACCAAUCUGGAGCAGUCAGAUUAACUCGAUCACGGACAAGAAAAUCGAGGAACACAGUGCACUGGCGCGAGAGAUGGAGAUGCACAAGGUAGGGUCUGACAGAUCCCUUACUACCAUCCUCGAGGGAUUGCAGUACAUAUGCCUCUUCGGACGUCAAGCUACGGCAUUCAGAGUUGCCCAGCAGUGGAUCGACUUGAUGGUCAGGGAGCGCAAGAAGCGGGUGACUUGGGAAAAGCGCGUGCUGGAGUAG
Molecule: messenger RNA, 450 nt
Organism: Lecanosticta acicola
Lineage: Eukaryota; Fungi; Ascomycota; Dothideomycetes; Mycosphaerellales; Mycosphaerellaceae
Source: the annotation of a GenBank genome assembly